UGUGUUCAUUUGAAUGAAAAGAUAUUCAAAUGUUAUGAAGAAAAUUGUGGCAAAAACUAUGUUUCAAAAUCACAAUUAAAUGAACACAUACGCCUACAUUCGGGAGAAAAACCAUUUAUUUGUGAUUUCAAUGAAUGUCACAAAAGUUUUAAUUGUAAAUCCAAUUUAAUUCGACACAAAAGUUGUGUUCAUUUAAAUAACGACAGAUUUAAAUGUAAUGAAGAAAAUUGUGGCAAAGGUUUUGGACAGAAAUCAGAUCUAAUUAAACACAAACGCAUUCAUUCGGGAGAAAAACCAUUUGUUUGUCAAUUCAAUGGUUGUAACAAGAAAUUCGCGCAAAAACAAAAUUUUAAUGUUCACAUGAAAAGACAUAAUAAAAUAACAAGCUAUAAAUGUAUUCAUAAUAACUGUAAUCACUGUUUUGUUACGGCAAAUGAUAUGAGGGUAUUACCAAUUGAACCGAUACUUACGGAUCAACACAUUCAGGGGCUGAUGAGAGACACGCAUUUCGGCCACAUAUGCGCCGCACCGGACAUACCUUCUGCGUUGGCACCACUGGUGGCCACUGUGGCCAGCAUUGAGUCAAACAAUCCGGACGCUUGUUGGCAAUCCUGGUGCCGAGACUUAACCCACCUUUUGCUG
This is a messenger RNA of Medioppia subpectinata, 642 nucleotides long. Lineage: Eukaryota; Metazoa; Arthropoda; Arachnida; Sarcoptiformes; Oppiidae. The record is from the annotation of a GenBank genome assembly.